Strigops habroptila (Kakapo) is the source of this 4855-nucleotide messenger RNA. It is a transcript of the gene ST3GAL1, whose product is annotated as ST3 beta-galactoside alpha-2,3-sialyltransferase 1. Gene Ontology annotation, molecular function: beta-galactoside (CMP) alpha-2,3-sialyltransferase activity. The transcript has 7 exons. The record is from RefSeq and is a predicted model, not a curated record. NCBI's taxonomy places the organism in Eukaryota, Metazoa, Chordata, Aves, Psittaciformes, Psittacidae. Bases 677 to 1705 code for a protein of 342 amino acids.
CGCUAUAUGAGCGGCAGGAAGCCCCGCCGCGGAGGGAAGGGGAGGGACGGGGCGCCCGGAGAGGCUCCACGGGCAGCGCAGGCAGACAGCAAGGCAGCGGCACUAGCAGCAGCGACCGCCCGUCCGCCCUUCCCUGGCCAUGGGGCUCGGCGCCCCGCCAGCCCCUUGCGCCCUGCCGCUGCAAACUGCUCUCCAUGGCUUAAAUGGACAUCAAAGCAUGUCUCUCUGCUGGAAUGUACAUCCCUGGAUGAUCUGAUCCUUCAUGAGCUAACUUCCAAGAUACAAAAUAAAUAACCACCCUUUUCGCUCUACAAUCUGCUUUCUUUAAUUUAUGGCUUGCUCCCACACAGAAAACCUAAAUUUUAAUGCUGAUAUCUCUCUCCUCUAAAUCUUCUGGAGUGUGGAAGGACAAGGGUCUGUCUUUGUUGAACGUUCACUGGGAGAGGCUAGCAGCAGUGUAAGGGACUUGGAAGCGCUGUGAGGAAGUGAAAGGAAAUACCUAGCUUUGCCUUUUUGAAGCCUGUUUAGGGGAAAUAUAGCUUCUUCCCUUAUGGAUGGAGUUUGUAUGUUCAGCCUAAGCCUGGGGUGGUAACUGGCAGGUGCCUGCAGCACCCUUUCCUUUUUGCCUUACGCUGGACCCUACAUUGGGCUUGACGGCAGAAACUGAGUGGGAAAGAUGGUCGUCAUAAGGAGGAGGAACGUGAAAGUGUUUACCUUCGCCUUUCUGCUCAUCACGGUAACAUCAUUUCUGCUGAACUACACACACCAGGUGACCACCAACACAUGGGACCCGAGACAUCUCAUCGUGCAGUUUUCAGAGCAAGUCCAGAAGCUCUUCAAGUACCCCAAGAGACCGUGCAGCUGUCGCACGUGCACCUCGGAGCUGGGAUGUUCCCUCUGGUUCGACCAGAGAUUUAAUUCAACUAUGCAACCUUUCCUGACCUCACAAAAUGCCUUGAUCCCAGAAGACAGCUACAGGUGGUGGCUGAAACUGCAAGGAGAGAAAACUCCAAAGAAUAUUAACGCUACCCUCAAGGAAUUUUUUGGGAUCAUUCCUGGGGAUGGGGACCCGCUGCAGGAGCGAGGCACUUUCACGUGCAGACGAUGCGCUGUCGUGGGCAACUCUGGGAACCUGCGGCAGUCACAGUAUGGCCAAGAAAUUGACUCCCAUGACUUUGUGCUCAGAAUGAACCGUGCCCCCACGGCUGGCUAUGAAUCAGAUGUUGGGAGCAAGACUACACACCACUUCGUUUACCCUGAGAGCUACAAAGAGCUGGCAGAAAAUGUGAGCAUGAUCCUGAUCCCCUUCAAAACGCUGGACCUGCACUGGGUUGUCAGCGCUCUCACCACAGGCACCAUCAACUUUACAUAUGUUCCAGUUCCACGGAAAAUCAAAGUCAAAAAAGAGAAGAUCCUGGUUUAUAAUCCAGCUUUUAUGAAAUAUGUCUAUGAAAACUGGCUCGAGCAUCAUGGAAGAUACCCCUCCACAGGCCUUCUGUCUUUGGUGUUUGCACUUCACGUAUGUGAUGAGGUGAAUGUGUACGGUUUUGGAGCAGACAGCAAAGGACACUGGCAUCACUACUGGGAAAACAACGCCUCAGCCGGGGCUUUCCGGAAGACAGGUGUCCAUGAUGGGGAUUUUGAGUUCAAUUUAACUUUGACUCUUGCCUCCAUUGAAAAAAUAAGUUUUUUCAAGGGCAGAUGACCCUGGCCACGGGGAGAAGUGGGGGCUGCAAUUUCCAACAUGCAGCAGGACAAAGGUCGGUGAAGAUUAUGUGGGCUCCAGCCAGGUUUGAAUGCGUGAAUCUGCGGUGGAUUCGGAGCAUCUCCCUGCUGCAGUGCUCACUGCAGGGAGCAUGGCCGAGGACCGGCAUUCACGCUGCACGUGAUUUCCUAUCCACAGAUAGCUGGGAACUACCAAUCAGUUGUGGGAAUAAAUGAACCUCUGCUUAGGCUCUACAGCUUGAUUCCUGAAUGACUGAUGAAAGAUCCGCCUGUUGCAGUUAGGGUAAACCUGGGCACAGGAGCUGCUGGUUGUGUGUCCAUUCUUUCCUCGAGUAAGGGAGGAGAUCCUUGAAGUAGAGUGAAAACAACUUCUGCAACUUGAGACCUGCUGGGGCAACUGUGAACAUCAUAGUAAGGAUUACCUCAAAGAAACGAAUUCACUUCUAUUGUUGAUCUUCUUUUUGAACUGUUUCUUCUGUUUCCUCUUACUACUUUUGGUUUCAUGCUGUAUUAAGAAAAAAAAAAGAUGACGUUGCCUGGAGUAGUAAAUAUUUCAACCAUUGCCUCAUUCUGCAUUGAUAGUGUUUAAAAACAUGUAUCAAAUCAUGUCUGAUUAUGUAUUAUUUAAUAUUGCUUCCUAUACAGCCAUAAUGAGACAGAAAACAAUACCGGAAACUCCAGCAAAAAAAAUGGCCUUUUUAGCCACUUGUUUGUCUUGUUUGGUUAUAUAUAAUCUUUAUUUCUUUUUUAUUUGGUGGAAAAUACUCUGGAAUGCUCAUUUUUAUUUCAUCCCUUGAAGGUUGGAAUGUGGACUUUUUUCUUUCAGUCAUUCAUAUGUGCCUUUUCUAAUUGUGCAACAGAUGUGAUUUUCUUUUUUUAAGAUGACAAACCACAAAUUAAAUUUUUUUAUAAGGGGGGUGGGGAAUUAACCAAAGUGUAGCCUCCAUGUGGUAUACUUUUGUAGUCAGAACCAAUAGCAACAGCUCCUAUACUGUGUUUGAGCAAACACAAACAAGACUCAUUUUUAAAGGUAGCUUUUACCUUUUUUAUGGGAAAAUAUCCAAAAGUUCCAAGGAAACUUUUUCUUCUUAUUUUUUUACAAAUCUAGAAAGUGAUAUCUCUUUACAAGGUCUCUAUUUGAAGUGGAUGAAAUAUCAUGGGUUGGGAUAUCAGCUAGUAAUACACUGGGAAUCUUUUGCCCUGUAGCAGCAUCUACAAGGACACAAUCUACACAAGCUGAUCCUACAGUGUAAGCCAGACUUCAAAAUCAUGUGCAUCUCUGGAGGAAGGAGUGUAUUAAUGUCAGUACCUGUAGGCAGUGAGACGAGGGAACCAACAGCAGAGAUUUUAUAUCUACCAAUUUUCACUGGAAUCAAUGCUUUUAACCCUCAGAGACAGAUAAAGUAUGAAUCCAAGAAGAGAGUUCAGGUAGUGAAGAAGGGAGAAUAGGUUUUUAUCCUUGAUAUCAUGAAAACAGGAUUCAUGAAUUAUUGACCCAUUUUCAGCUCUGGUGAAGCCAGGGGAGUUCUUGCCACAGAUUUCAAGGGACUUUCAAUCAAUCAGGCUUGGGAAAAAAUGGCAUAUUUCAUUUUUAAUGUAUUACAGUGGUUGGGGUUUGUGGCAAUUUAGAAAUCAUGAUCUAAAUUACUCCUCUUUCAUGCACCAGUUGUGGCAGCAUGUCCAAGCAGAUAAACAUUUGAGCUCAAUGAAAGCACAGCCCUUCGACCAAUGGUGUGCUUCAGACCAAGAUUUACCCCUUUGUCUUUCCGUGCCAAUUGUUAACAGCGAGCUCCCCUCCAAGGCAGCAAUUCAUGGCACAAUGGCACGGUCAGCUGGAAUAUCCCUAUUUUGGGCCACAGCACCAGUAGCCAACAUGAACUGCUUUACCCACAUGAGUAUUACUGGACUCACAAUGUAUAAAGAGCCGAGGAUGCCAAACGUCUGCACAGAGAACUGGGUUUCCUUUGCUGUACACAUGUAACCCUUCAGUUUAGCAAUAUGGAAAGGGCAGGAUUUUCAAAUCCUCAUGCUGAGACCUGUUUGUGAUCCUCAUGUCAAGAAGCCCUUUCCCAGUAAGGUGGCCAGCAGAACUCACCUGCAUGUCACAGGCGCAGCAAAUUCAAUGGGCUUGCUGUCUUCUACAUGUCCUUUUUGUAUGAGUGAAACAUGUCUACCUGAACAAUGCUUGUUUGUUUUAUUUAAGCAUUCUCACUGUUUAAGUUGUUAAUCAAUAUGCUUCUGGUGAGAUGCCACAGUAAUACAAGCAAAGUAACUAUAAGAGGAAAAAGACUCCAUGGAAGAUCCCAGUGAUAUCUUUCAUGGUGGUUUGGUACCCAAAUCCCAUUGAUUUUGGGUUUUUUUAUCAUGGGUGACAGUUUGGGGUCAAAGACAGUGGUAAAACAAUCAGCUACCUUCCAGCCUCUGUUGUUCUGAAAGUUUCCUUUUCCUGUCCAAAAUUAAAUCUCCAGUUUCCCUGAAUAUUCUGCCUCUGACAGCACAUAUAAAACAUCAUGGCUUGUACUAUUGUGGAUAGAUUUAAUGUCUUCAUCAUGGAACAAGCUGCAAUUCCCAUCUAAUUUUCUUGCCAAGAGCAAGCAGUAACUGUGUACCACUGAUGUCCAUUUUUCAGAGCGUGUGGAGAGCAGAGAGUGGACCUCUCCAGCUGCAGGGUGAGAGAUGGUCUGUGCCAUCACAUUUCUAUUCCAGAGGAACGUUUUCUAGAGUCCUUUAGGCAACUGGCUAUUCUGUUGGAUAUUUGUCUCAGUUCCUCCACAAUUUUGCUGCUCUUUCAAAUGCCUUCAGAAUAAGGAGAUUCCAACAGAUGAUGCUGAGGGAAGAAUUAAUUCCCACUGCCAUUGUGGAAGACUGUGGUCGUGCUGGAAACUUUCUGGGUUUAAUUUGUUGUAGAGAACUACAAAGCAAAAAGUUCAGCAACAUGUCAAGGUUUCAAAUUCUUGUACUGUAUUUGCCACCACUGCAAAGUUUCUGAAACACUCCUGGAGUAUGUGUUAUGUUUUUUACCAAAGCCAAAUCUCUUGAGCACUUUUUUUCUCCCAUGACCAGAUUUCCUUCCUAUUUUUCUUUGACUACACAAUCGAUUAUGAUAAUAAAUUCUUUUCUUUUUCUCUGA